AUGAGACCAAACACAAGAAUUAUCUCGGCUCUGGUGCUGCUGUGCCUGACGCUGAAGUCUAGCCAGGCACAUGGUUUUGGAGGACAGAAGUUUGGCGGAGGCUUUGGCGGGGGCUAUCCAGUGCCCUAUCCUGUUGCGCAACCGGUUCCUGUGCCUCAGCCAGUACCCGUUCCAGUUGCAGUACCCCAACCGGUGCCAGUUCCAUACCCAGUUGGACGGCCAUUCAAACACGGCUGGAAAGGAGGUUUAGGUGGCGGUGGACUUGGCGGUUAUGGUGGAUAUGGAGGACUUGGUGGUUACGGUGGAUAUGGCGGAUAUGGCGGAUAUGAAAGUUUCUCAUCCUAUAGUGGUGGCGCAUACGGCGGUGGCUUUGGUGGCUUCGGAGGAGGCUUCAGAAGACGACGUUAG
Drosophila montana is the source of this 408-nucleotide messenger RNA. Its product is annotated as claw keratin. The record is from RefSeq and is a predicted model, not a curated record. The transcript has 2 exons. Lineage: Eukaryota; Metazoa; Arthropoda; Insecta; Diptera; Drosophilidae. Bases 1 to 408 code for a protein of 135 amino acids.